GCUGGAGAAGGGGUUUGAAUUGGCCGAGACUGCUUGGCGGUUUCCGGCUGAAGCUGCGGCGAAACUGCCAAGUAUUUCCAGCGGUCUCGUGUCGGGUCAUGGUGCCAGUAUGUGCAGGUUUAUGCUGUUUAUACCUUGAUGGGAAUUGUCAACAAGAGUUCGAGAUUUUGUUCCAGAGACAGAAAUUUGGAGAAGCACAACAAGGAGAAUGGCUGCGUCUCCUGUAAAUGAGCACCAGGAUCUGUUUUCAUUCAGGGAUCUGGAUGUACACUUUUCCCAGGAUGAGUGGAAAUGUCUGGAUUCUGCUUGGAGGACUUUAUACAUUGAUGUGAUGUUGGAGAACUACAGAAAUCUAGUAUUUAUAGAGAAACAUCGCAUAUGUGGUACAUAUGAGAACAUCAUGGAUCAAGGCUCAAAGAAUAUCCAAAAGAAGCCUUGUAAAUAUAAUGACCUUAGCAAAAAGCUUUAUGGAUUCUCCCAGUGUUCACCUUAUAACACCAGCGAUAUUGCAGGAAACCAUCAGAGAAUUCACACAGGAGAGAAACCUUUCAAAUGUCCAGAAUGUGAGAAAUCCUUUAAAUAUAUUUCAGAACUUAGAACUCAUCAGAGAAUUCAUACAGGAGAGAAACCUUACAAAUGUACUCAAUGUGAGAAAUCCUUUAAAUAUACCUCAGUACUUAGAAAGCAUCAGAGAAUUCAUACAGGAGAGAAACCUUACCAAUGUCAGGAAUGUGAGAAAUCCUUUAAAUAUCUCUCGGUAUUUAAAAAUCAUCAGAGAAUUCAUACAGGAGAGAAACCUUACGAAUGUCGGGAAUGUGGGAAAUCCUUUAUCUAUUUCUCCAUACUUAGAACUCAUCAGAGAAUUCAUACAGGAGAGAAACCUUACAAAUGUUGGGAAUGUGAGAAGUCUUUUACAACUAAUACAAAUCUUAGAACUCAUCAGAGAAUUCAUACAGGAGAGAAACCUUACAAAUGUAGGGAAUGUGGGAAAUCCUUUGCAUGUGCCACAACGCUUAGAAAUCAUGAAAGAACUCAUACAGGAGAGAAACCUUACAAAUGUAGGGAAUGUGAGAAAUCAUUUGCAUAUAGCUCACAUUUUAAAAAUCAUCAGAGAAUUCAUACAGGAGAGAAACCUUACAAAUGUAGGGAAUGUGCAAAGUCUUUUGCACGUAGCUCAAAUCUUCAGACACAUCAGAAAAGUCAUGCAGGAGAAAAAACUCAUAAAUGCAGGAAAUGUGAUAAAUUCUUUAAGUAUAUAUCAGGUCUUAGGACUCAUGAGAGAAUUCAUACAGGAGAAAAUCCUUAGACAUGUUGAGAAAGUGAGAAAUCAUUUACAUGUGCCUCAACUCUUAAAAAACACCAGAGAAUCCAUACAAGAGAGAAACCUUGUACUAACUGUCACUAAUGCUUUAGCUAGCAGACGCAGCUAAGAAUCCAUCAGAAAAUUCAUACUGAGGAGUAAAGAUUCUGUUGUAAAUGAUUUUUGUAUGUUUUCUUCAACUCUGCCUUUAAAGAUCCACACCAGGAAAUAUUACAAACAUGAGAAAGACUUUAUGUAAUGUUCAACUCUUAGAAUAUCUAUAGUUUAAACAGAGGAAGAAUUCUAAAUGUAGAAAAAAUUCAUUAAAACGUUUUGUUUUUAACCUCAUACUGUAUAAUUUAUGCAAAAUUGUAAAAACAGGAAGGUGCUGUUGAUUAACUCUUUUCUGGAGACUACAACAUUUCAUUGUGAAGUAAAGGUAAUAACACAAAAAAUAAUGCCUUUAUAUAUCAUCGGAAAGUCUGCAAAACUGAAAGGAUUUCUUAUGCUUAAAUUUCUUAAAGAAACUCAGAACUUUAAUGCUGCUUAGAAGAGCCUCUGAUGAAUUGAGCUACCAAGAAAUGACACUCUCCAACAUGUACAUAGACUUAUAUGUGUGCAGUGUGUUCAGGGCAUCCACUGUUCUUACUAUGUAUCCGAAGUUGGGUUGGAAUUUCAUGGCAGCAACUGUCUAAGUCCCUUUUACUACUGGAAACAACUCCCUUUACAUAUUCCUGUAAGUAACCCAAAUAAAACUCAUUCAUUCAA
Messenger RNA from Myodes glareolus (Bank vole), 2068 nucleotides. The record is from RefSeq and is a predicted model, not a curated record. NCBI's taxonomy places the organism in Eukaryota, Metazoa, Chordata, Mammalia, Rodentia, Cricetidae.